Kwoniella shivajii is the source of this 2196-nucleotide messenger RNA. RefSeq lists its product as uncharacterized. Bases 1 to 2196 code for a protein of 731 amino acids. The record is from RefSeq and is a predicted model, not a curated record. The transcript has 3 exons. Lineage: Eukaryota; Fungi; Basidiomycota; Tremellomycetes; Tremellales; Cryptococcaceae. Gene Ontology annotation, cellular component: TRAPPIII protein complex.
AUGGAACCGCCUCUCAGUCUAAAGAUUGACCACAUAUCGCCACCGUCAUUGAUACCCUCAUAUAUCCCUUCGAGCUCAUUCCCUUCUAAACCACUUUCACUCCCUUCACCUCCAAGGGAGUUCUCAUUCUCACCCACACCCAAUUAUCCAGCACCAUUCGGAUCGGUAUCGUUAGGAUCCAUCUUAUCGCUCAAUGUAUCUUUGCAAAAUGAUAGUCCGACACGAAAUGAUGUAUUGGGAGUAAAGAUGAUGAUUGAAUUACAAGGUCCUUCAGGCAGAUAUAGAUUAGGGGAAGUAAUACAUUCUUCGACUUCGUCAAAGCCACAAGGAGGAUCAAGAGAAUCAGAUCCAGAUGUCAACGGACCGAAGACGGACGAAAGGAAACAAGACUUAGAAGCAGAGUCAGAGUCAGGACCAGAAUCAGAAUUACCAGCUCUGAAAUAUGGCGAACAAGUCGAUAUUCACAUUGAGAAUGAAAUCAAAGAUCUAGGUCUAAAUGUUAUCAUCAUCAGUGUAGCUUGGGAAACUUUAGAAGGUAGAAAAACAUUUCAGAGAUUCUUGAAAUUCAAUGUAAAUCCACCGCUAGCCAUCAAAACCAGGAUCCAAACUCCUUCUCAUCCCAAUACGACACUAUUGAAAGAAUUGAGAGAACAAGUGUAUCUUGAAGUUUUAAUUCAGAAUGUAUCAAAUGAAGGAAUGAGACUUUCCGAUGUGAAUCUGGAACCUGUUCAAGGAUUGAAAUCGGAAUCUGUUUCCAAGAUCAACACUUCAUCUAUUUCCUCCACAUCAUCUUCGACAGGCGAUCAAGGUGUUGUCGAGGACAAAGUUUCAAUAAAUGACCAAAAACAAGCUGUAUUGUUAUUACCUGAAGAUACUAGACAAUUCUUAUUCAUCCUUUCUCCUUCUCCUUCCUCAGAUCCAUCCAAUAAAUCAUCUUUCCCACCGUUUUAUACCGGUGGAACAAUAUUACCUUUAGGAAGAUUAGACGUUACUUGGUUAUAUGGUCAAUAUCAUUUACAAGGUAGACUUCAAACUUCAACCCUAAAUCGUAGAGUACCAAUCCCGCCUGCUCAAAACAAUAUUUCGAGACUCAGGACACCACAAAUUGGAGGUGGUAUAUUACCUACAAGGUCAUUAAGCUCUCAAAGUAUAUCAAAACAGAAUUUAUCCUCAAAUGUAUUAGCUCCAAGUCCCAUGAGAGGUGCUCCGCAAGUAUUGAAAGAUGGAAACCAUGAUCAAAAGGAGAAAGAAGAGAAUGAUAAUUGGGAAUUCGAUUUAAGUUUAACAGGUGACAGAGAAGUUCAAGUUGAGAAUAAAUUUACGAUUAUAUGUAACCUGGGUAUCAGAUCAAGGAAGCCUAUUCCUUCCACCUCGACCACAACAGAAAAAACACAGUCUCAAGUCGAAGGUGAAAAUGUGAAGGAAGAACAAGCAGAAGACUCCGCUCAUAACCCGCCAUCACCACCAAGAUUAGCUAUACAAUAUCUCACUCCCAUUCCUGCUCCCACAUACUCAACCACGCAAAUCAAUCAACCACCCCAAUUGUCAGUCUUACCGCCUUCAAGAUCGUCAACGCCUUUAUCGCCACCACCACUUGCUUCUACAUCAGCAUCGACGAGAGCUAUCACUCCCACUCUUAAUUCCACCCCCAAUGCAUUUUCAUAUUCCAGCUCAGGUAUCAAUUCUAGCGUUAAUUCAAGACCUAUGACACCACUUUCGACUCAGCUCAGACAAGCUCAAUCAAGUAUAUUGAAUUCACCUAAAUCGACAUACACAAACAUUGAUUUACCACCCUCUUUAAAUGAUCAUCAAACAAUAGAUUUAGCAUCAUUCCCUCCUUCUCCAUAUAUCCAUCCUUCAUCCUCUACCAGUCCUUCAAGAUCGAGCGAAAUCAUACAUGUCGGAAAUUCAUAUCAAGAAUUACAAGUAAAAUCGAAUUCAUUCAAACUGUUACAUGAAAAUCAUGGUCCAUCAUACUCUGAUUCAAAUACUGCUACUGCUACGGAUAAGGGCAUUGGUCCAAACAUGAUCAAGAAGUGGGAAACCCAAUCUUCCUUUGAAUUGAAAUUUAUAGCUUUCAAUGAAGGCUUAAAUACUCUAGGUGGGGUAAGAAUACUCUUACUCGACAGUGAUGGAAGAAGUGGUACGAUUGCAAGAGAAUGGGGUAGUCUAGGUGAUAUAUUAGUCGUGGACUAA